This is a messenger RNA of Sphaeramia orbicularis (orbiculate cardinalfish), 2108 nucleotides long. Its product is annotated as bone morphogenetic protein receptor type-2. Gene Ontology annotation, molecular function: metal ion binding; ATP binding; transforming growth factor beta receptor activity. The transcript is spliced from 12 exons. The coding region runs from base 115 to 1683 and encodes 522 amino acids. Lineage: Eukaryota; Metazoa; Chordata; Actinopteri; Kurtiformes; Apogonidae. Gene Ontology annotation, cellular component: signaling receptor complex; plasma membrane. The record is from RefSeq and is a predicted model, not a curated record. Gene Ontology annotation, biological process: cellular response to growth factor stimulus; protein phosphorylation; BMP signaling pathway.
UGCUUGGCAGAGCUGGUGGUGCGAAGAGCCACCUUGAGGAAGAAGGGUCGAGCAGAAGAUGGUUUUGAUGAAACUUUCUCCUUCAGGGGGGAAAGGUGUGGUGCAGUGGGAGUGAUGCUGGGAAACGUGGGAAACUCCUUCACAUUCCUGUCACUGAUAAAUACUUCCACUCUGCUGGUCUGCUGGCUCACAACAACCAUGAUCCAACCAUGGUGGUGCAUUUUGGCUGUGGAGUUCAUCUUCAUAUCCAUAUCCAGUCAGUCUUUACUUCAGAAGAGACAGUGUCUAUUCCAUGUGAAAACACAAAAUGACAAAUAUAGAACUGCUGGCAAUGUCAGUGGGUCAGUACAGUUCUGUGAGAAAACUGACUGCUGUGUGGGUUACUUUCUGAUCAAUGGCAGCCAGCCCGAGGUUGACCUUCUCGCUUGUGAUAUGGCUGAAAAGUCCUGCCCAGAUUCAACCUGCAAGGCACAAAUACGUUUCAGCAAUCACCUCAUCAAAUGUGUGUGCAACACAGACCUCUGCAACAGCAACAUCACCUGGAGUGUAGAACCAGCACAGUCUGAGUUCACAUACACCUAUUCAGUUGGUGACAAAAUAAAAAUUGUUGUAAUCGUGUUUGCUUUGCUAAUCCUCUGUGGCAUCGCUGCCAAAUGGAAAACCGUCCUGAAACAGACAAAGGAUCCACAAACCUCCUUUCACUCUGUCGCACCACUGUGUUCUUGUCUCAUGACGAAAACCCCAGAUAUUGAUGUUGCUAAUGUUGAACUACAGCAGAUUGUAGGUGAAGGGUAUUAUGCAACUGUUUGGCAGGGGAAAUACCAGGGAAAUAAAGUGGCUGUGAAAGUUUUCCCUGCAGCCUGGAAACAGAAAUUUGCAAAUGAGAAGGUGGUUUAUGAGCUGCCAUUGAUGAACCAUGCAGGGAUUGUCAACUUCCUGGGCAGUGGGAGGAAAAGCGAUGGAAGCAGUUGGCUCAUUGUCCUUCAGUUUGCUGAAUAUGGUUCUCUGCACUCCUUUUUAGGUAAUCACACCAGCAGCUGGAUGUUGUCGCUGACAUUGUGCCAGUCUUUAUCACAGGGACUUGCCUAUCUCCACUCUGACCUUCACAGACACGAUGUUCAUAAACCCCCUGUGGCCCACAGAGACCUCAGUAGCGCUAAUGUGCUUGUGAGAGCAGAUGGUACAUGUGCCCUGAGUGAUUUUGGAUGCUCUACAGUCCUUCGAUCUUGUUUGGGACAUCACUGCAGGCAGAACCACACAAGAAACACAGAGGUUCACCCUCAGGUGGGAACACCCCGCUACAUGGCACCUGAGAUCCUAGACGGUUCUGUAAACCUCAAAAGCAGCUUGUGUCUCAUUCAGGGUGAUGUCUAUGCUUUGGGGCUGCUAAUGUGGGAGAUCUGGAUGCGCUGCUCAGAUUUAUUCAAUGGUGAGACUGUUCCACAGCAUCUAUUGCCAUAUGAAUCUGAGCUGGAAGCUAAUGUAACCCUGGAAAACCUCAUCCUGUAUGUAUUUUACAUGGACAAGAGACCCUCCAUACCUAAACUGUGGGAACUACAACCACAGGGAUCUGAGCUCCAGAAACUCCUGACAGAUUGUUGGGACUAUGACCCGGAUGCUCGACUGACAGCUCAGUGUGUGGCGGACAGAUUAGGGUCUUUUCAGUCUUACUGCUCUCUGUGAUUUUAGUUUUUAGGCUGAAGAAUUGUAGCUGAUAUGUCAUUUAAUUGCACUGGUGUUGUGUCACUAUUUUAGCUCAUCAGAAUACUGCCAGCAUACUGAAAUAUUGUAGGGAAUAUUUUUUUGUGUAUUUAAUCUGAAUAUUCGAGGUACUGUAUGGUCUUCUUCUCUAUUGCAUACAGUGGCAAGAAAAAGUAUGUUAACUGUUUGAAAUUUCCCAGUUUUUUGUAUGAAUUGGUCUUAAAAUUUGACAAUAUAAACCUAAAACCACACAAACAAUUAUAAUAAUUCAUGUCUUUAUUGAACACACCUAUUAAACACUGACAGAACACAUUUUAUGACCAAUUCAUGGAGAAAACUGACAAAUUUCAACUGGUUGCCAUACUUUGUCUUGCCACUCUAUGUGCAGAUGUACUAAUGUAAUCCUU